AUGUUCCGUAAGCUUGUGUCAGGGCCGCGCAAGAACAAGCCUGGUACUGUCCCCGUUCACCUCAAUGUUUAUGAUCUCACCCCAAUCAAUGGUUAUGCCUAUUGGCUUGGCCUUGGUGUCUACCACUCUGGGGUUCAAGUUCAUGGAGUUGAGUACGGUUUUGGUGCGCACGAGCAUGACACAACGGGGAUUUUUGAAGUGCAACCGAAACACUGUCCCGGGUUCACUUUCAGAAAGUCGAUUUUCAUCGGAACAACAGAUCUGGGUCCCAAAGAUGUUCGCGCGUUCAUGGAGAAACUGGCUCAGGAAUACUCUGGCAACACCUAUCAUCUCAUCUCCAAAAAUUGCAACCACUUCUGUAACGAUGUUUGUCUCAAGUUAACGGGAAAGUCAAUCCCUCGAUGGGUAAACCGCCUUGCUCGACUCGGUCUUCUGUGCAACUGUGUUCUCCCACCUGGCCUAAAUGAGACAAAGGUUCCCCAAGCUACAUCAGACAGAGUUCAGGAGGGAGAAAAGAGGAAAAUGAGAAGUCAAUCCUGCAGAUACGAGGGUUCCUCCAAUCCUUCAUGGUCUCGACGUGCAGCAAUUAAAAGUAGUAGCCAAAGACAUUGCCUUCGUCCAUCUUCAUCUUUGCUUAAUGCUGCUUCAACCUCAACCUUAACAGUGAAGUAG
Messenger RNA from Sphenostylis stenocarpa, 672 nucleotides. NCBI's taxonomy places the organism in Eukaryota, Viridiplantae, Streptophyta, Magnoliopsida, Fabales, Fabaceae. The record is from the annotation of a GenBank genome assembly.